Molecule: messenger RNA, 936 nt
Organism: Lachancea thermotolerans CBS 6340
Lineage: Eukaryota; Fungi; Ascomycota; Saccharomycetes; Saccharomycetales; Saccharomycetaceae
Product: KLTH0E15928p
Exons: 1
Coding region: 1-936 (311 amino acids)
Source: RefSeq, a predicted model, not a curated record
AUGGGACAUAGCGCAAGCAAGGAAUCAGAGCCGACAGACCAGCUCGCUGGAGCUGGGAACGCGCCUGUGUUUGGCAGGGAGCGCGAACUGGUUCUCGCGUCGGUCGUGUUCCAGCGGAAGGUGCUCAUGUGUUUCGCCAGUGCCAGAUCCUUCGACUGUUACGCGCGUGGCGAUGGUGAAUUCCAAAUUCGGGACGACGGGCUCGGGUUCCCCACGCUGGCAAUGGAACGCGCGCACCCUCUGCAAUGUCUCUUGAAAGCCAGGGAUCCAGCUUUCCGCAUCUAUCAGUUCUUUCUGAGAACAGCUUCUGAGCCUGCACCGCAUCCCGAGUGCCGGAUAGCGUGCCACUCUGGGGACAAACUAAUCUACAAAGCGCCAUUCUGCGACGUGUACGAGUUAGACAGCCCUGUAAGAGACGCUGGCUACGAGCUUAGCUUCCCAAAUAUGCCCGACACCACAAGGGUACGUCUAGAAAGAUGCAAGGGAUCGCUACAUAUGAGCGCAGAUCUCGGAGGUUGGAAUACUCAAUGGAUUUGUACCUCUGGGUCUCCGCUACACCCAAAGGAACUGCUUCUAGUUGUAACAGAGGGCGGACGUGAUAUGCCCAGCAGGAUCAGGUUGCCAAGCUCUCUGUCCGCCAGGCAGUGGGCCAAGUAUCGGGAAUUCUUCUCCGUCCUUCCGUCCCGAAGUGCUGAAAAGGUUGCGUCGCUUUGCGUCCGGGAUGCUGAAGUUAGCGAGGCGGAAGUCUCAACUUGCGGAAUCGGCGAGGUCCCGUGGUACACUGGGGUAAUAGGCUGCAUGGGGCUUAUAAUGUGCCAUUUGCAUGAGCAAAAGAAGCGGAACCGUGGCAAAAACAAUCCGUUCAGUGCGGCGAACCACUUGGGGAGCGCACCAUUUAUUGCGUCUUCGGUCAUGGGCUCUCCUGCUUCUUGUUAG